AUGGAAAAGGCGUUUGAUAAUGUUAAGUGGAAUGCAUUGUUGUGUAUCUUAAAUAAACAUGGUUUUGGGGAAAAGUGGAUUGAUCGGCUACAUUUCACUUCUUCUAAUAUUUCUGUGUUGGUUAAUGGGAGUUCUAGUGAAAAGUUUUCUCCUACAAAUGGGUCGAGACAGGGAGAUUCAUUGUCUCCUUUUCUUUUUCUUUUGGUUGUGGAAGUGUUGUCAAAAAUGUUGGAAGAUGCAGUUCAGAGAAGACAAAUUCAUGGGUUUGUGGUUGCAGAGAAUGGUAUUCAUAUUUCUCAUCUGCAAUUUGCAGAUGACACUCUUAUUUCUCUCAAUGCAGAGAAAGUGGAGGUGAGAAGACUUUUACUUAUUCUUUCUACUUUUGAAAUGUUAACUGGAAUAAAAUUGAUUUUGGAUAAAAGUUCAAUGAUAAGUGUUGGUGCUGAUGUAAACACUGAGGAGCUGGUUUUGGAGUUAGGUUGUAAAGCUGAGGCUAUGCCAAUUAAAUAUCUGGGUCUUCAUUUGGGUGUGACAACAAGAAGUUUGUCUAUAUGGGAUGAUGUUAUUCAGAGAAUGAAGAAUGUGGAGAUGAAGCUUACUAGAAUUAUGAGAAAUUUUCUUUGUGAUUCAGCUGAAGAUAGAAGGAAGAUGUGUCGGGUCUCAUGGAAGAAAAUUUUAUAUCCAGCAACAUAUAAAGUUUGUAAGGACAAAAAUGCUUCAAUUUCUGAGAUGAUUUGUAAUGGUAGACUGCAUUGUAAUACUAAAAGAAGUAUGUCAGAUGUUGAGCAGGUGGAAUGGAACCUACUGUGUAAUGAAUUAGGACCAGUACCUGAGUUUGUUGAUGAGGAAGAUGGCAUUUCUUAUGAAGAUGCUUUUACUGUAAAGAGAUGUUAUGAAAGGCAGCUGGAGACUGAUGGUGAACAUAGGUUUCAGAAAUAUCUUUGGAAGAAGCAAGUGCCAUCUAAGGUGAGUUUUCUUCUGUGGGCUUAUAUGCAUGAUUCUGUUCCUACCCUUACUAUGCUUCAACACAGAGGAAACAAUGUUGCUUCUGUCAGAUGCCAUUUUUGUCAGGAGGAGGAUGAAGAUUCAGAUCAUCUUUUUUGUAGAUUGGGAGGGAGAAGUAUAGAUGUUUGGGAGAAGAUUCACUAUAUCAUUUUUUGGAUUCUUUGGAAAGAACGUUGUGGCAGGUCUUUUGGAGCGAGACAUAAGACUGCGGAUAAACUGAUCUUGCUUAUAAAGCAAAAUGCUGUGUUGUGGCUUCAUGAAAAGUCUACAUAG
Messenger RNA from Papaver somniferum (opium poppy), 1278 nucleotides. RefSeq lists its product as uncharacterized. The record is from RefSeq and is a predicted model, not a curated record. Bases 1 to 1278 code for a protein of 425 amino acids. The transcript has 4 exons. NCBI's taxonomy places the organism in Eukaryota, Viridiplantae, Streptophyta, Magnoliopsida, Ranunculales, Papaveraceae.